Porites evermanni is the source of this 5906-nucleotide messenger RNA. Lineage: Eukaryota; Metazoa; Cnidaria; Anthozoa; Scleractinia; Poritidae. The record is from the annotation of a GenBank genome assembly.
UUUUGUGAUCACUGCCUUAUAACGCAAUACUUCAGAUCAAUCGCGACACAAUUGCAAUACAUGGCAGAGUUACGUAGAAGAAGGACAAACAUGAGCGAAAUAACCACGACCAAGCUGAUGAAUGAGGAUAGGAAUGACAAGGAUGGUGAAAGAUCUGAAAACAGCUGUGAUUCCUCUGAAAACAUUAGCUCGCAAGGCGAUGGUCAAGAAAUGCCAUUAGAACAACAACAAGAAGAGGAAAAACCAUUAGAAUAUGUGACCAGUGUCGACGUAACAGUCGAAAGUAGGGGUUGUGAGGACGACAGUUCGAGUAACACAGGUUCUGAAGGCGAGAAAGAUUCAGAGGGGGUAGCAAACGAAGAUACCACUAGUGCAAGUGGUAAAGAAAGCGAAAAUGACCAGGACCAUGCUGGCGAAAAUAGCGACGAAGAGGUAGACGGAGAAAGUGUAACAUGCGCUUUGCUUGGUCUCGAGCAAGCCAAGGUAAACUUAAUACGCUAAUAUCAUAUUUCUACAUUAGUAUCCGGUCCAUUUUUAUUUCCCUACUUCGUUUGGGAAUGUAGGAGUAUAUAAACUAAAACGAGUAGAUAAGUACAAGUAUGUAAGGAAAGCGUGUAUUUGGCGUGGUCACACGUGGAUUGUACAAUUGAUGUGAGCCACCUUGUUGUCAAUUUCAUAAUUAUAGGAUCACGGCAUGGAAGUAUUUUAUUUUUGAAAGGUGUUUUGGCAAGAAAGGCCCAGCGAAUUUGUGGUUCCGUUUCUUAUUUUUCUGCUGGUUACGUAAGAACUCUGUGAACUCACGAGACCAUACACGCCACACGAGCAGAAACAUUUGACCAAGCGUGAAGUCAAGAUGGCUGGGGAUUGGUCAGGUGCUUUAAAAAUGAGCGAGGCCAACAUCCAGCCAUCUUAACAGAGACCAGCUUAGAAGAAAUAGAGGAUACUGAAAAAAAUUGUGCGGCCAAGAGAACGUUUUUCUUCAGGGACAAAUGUGGGAAAUCCUUGCCCACUCACAUAGCCAAACAGAACAAAAGAUUUGCUUCAUCUUGCCUGCAGGUGUAGGCAGGCAUAUUAUAAUUAGGUUUCUUUCUUUUUCAAAUUAAAUUUGCCCCAACAAAUUAAUUAUCUCUGACCGAUCUGACUCGCUUCAGAUCCUCUUCACUUGACCCCAAAUUUAUUACAAGUGGUCAGAGUGGUUGAGAAUGAGUAAGCACCAGUAUGUGACCGACCUGAACUCAAUCAAUCAAUCAAUCAAUAAACUUUAUUUACCCUCGAAUUUACAGUGUAGCACUCAAGUGCUAAUAUCUUCGAGCCAACUACAUUAAUAAAUAAUUAUAAUAAAAAGUUAAUUCUAUAUAGCAAAAAAGAUAACUAACUACCUAGACAACUAACUUGCAAAUUAUCAUGAUGUAGAAAGGUUUGCAGUUCCUGCCCUUUUAAGUAAAUUAUUGUUCCCAGUAGAUAUCAGUCGUCGAAAAGAAGUAAAAUCAGAAAUAGUGCGGUAAUGGUCAGGGAGAGAAUUCCAAGAUGUUGCUGCCAAGUAACUAAAGGAAUUGAUACCAUAAGAAGUGGUCGAUGGUUUGGGCAAACAGAGCAUAUUAUGUCCUCUUAAAAAAUAGGUGCUAGAGCGUAAACGAAACAUAUCUUUUAAAUAUCUUGGAUAAUCAGAAAAAUGAAGACAUUUAAAAAUAGUGAGAAUCAUGUUUUGUAAACGCUUGUCCUUAAGGUUUGCAGUUCCUGCCUUUUUAAGUAAAUUAUUGUACUCAGAGUUAAAAUCCUUGAAAAUAAAUCGAAGAAUACGUUUGUUUAAAAGGUCCAGUUUAUCAGAAUCUUGUUUACUAGAGAAAUGCCACACCAUAGAACAAUAAUAAAAGUGAGGAAGUAUAAAUGCCUUAUAAAGACGGAGCAACUCCUGAAGUCAUACGUCUGAGUUUGCAUUAGUCCCGGUGUUUAUUAAAAUUCCCAGAAAUGUAUUUGAGCCCUGGUUAAAUUGGAGGUUUUUGCCUGGUUUUAAUUAAAAUUUCAAAAGUUAAUGUUUAUGAGCAGAUUCUGUCAACCUACAAUGUAAAAGAAAGAUAAAACUAAUAUUGAAUUGCCUAUAUAUACCAUGCAUGUUUUAUUGUGGUCUUUCAAUGGCACUGGUACCCAGUUAUGUCAAUGACACAGUGAACCACUUUUAGUGAUAAGAAUUUACUGCCUCUUGUAGUAUUGAAAGUUAAUCGCUUUGUUUUUAUUCAUGGACGUUUGGAAGAGGAUUAAAGUCUCUGCCAGGUUAUCUAUCUGAAGUGUUUUAUUCAUUUUAUUUAUUUAUUUUUCAAUCUAAAAGGGAAUCUAUUUUUGCCAUUUGAAUGAUUAUUAAAAAGGAGUAUGUGAAAAGUAGAUUCAGUUUGUUUUGCUUGAGUUUAGCAUUUUUAAGUUAAUAAUUAAGUCUGUUGACAUGUCAAAUUGCCUACCACUUAACAGGAAUGCAGAUGACUAGCAUCUACACAACAUGUUUUAGGUGUAACAUGCAAAUGCUGUUAGUUCUUGCCACCUGUUGUUUCUUAGCAACAGUGACAUGGUUUAUACACUGUAGGAAUUAAUAUCAGCCGCUUUGUUUGACCAAUUCACUCUGUAAACUACUUUACUCCUGUGGAAACAUUUCACGGCUAGCUCUCAGACUAUGGAGAAAAGUCAUUUUCUUGGUUUGUUUUAUUGUUUUAUUUGCUAGUAUUAAGAAGCAAUUUUAGGGAGCCUCAAUGUUUUUUUUGCAGGUGAACCAUUCUUUACUCUGCUCUCAUUGUGGAUAGGUCCACUUUGAAAUGUUCUGCAGUAAUAUUGGUGUAGGACAUUUAAUGGAGCCAAAACCAAUUAUGGAGUUGCAUGCAUUUAAGUUAUUUUACUGAUGAAUGGUUUCGACAGUUAGAUAUUUGCAGCAACACUUUAUUAUAGUUUUUCCCCUUUGAAUUAUGGUUUGGGGCUUGAAUUAUCAUUGCAGGAUGACACAGAAAAAAAAGUAUAUUUGUAAAAUAUACUUAAUUUAAGCCUGCGGGAGUAAUGACAGAAAACUCAGAAUUAAAAUACUGUAGUGAAAAACAGGUGCUGCAUAAAGUUAUGUAGGCAAUACAUGAUAGGGUUUCAGGGCUGGUGCAAGGGUUUCAAGUUGUGUUCAUACAAAAUUUAGUAGGUGGGGAACGAAACAGCUAAAAAUUUGUUUUGGUUUCGUUUUUCUUUUGCUUCCUACAUAAUGUAUGAAAGUAGGUGGGAGGGGAUGUGGGGGGGAGAUACCUAUAUUUAAAGUCUCUUUCCCCCUUACUUUGUUCAAAUCAGUAUUUAGAUUAAAAGUCUUAACAUCGGCUGUCUCUAUCAGCAGCUACCUUCAUCAAUGUACUCCCUAAUCUAUUCAUUUUCAUUUUCCAGCCCAUCUUAUAAGUUAGUCUUUAAAGGUGCUAAGUUUUCCUCGCAUAAUGAUGACAAUGAUUAUUAGUGUUAUUAAAAAUGCAUGUCUUUUUUUCUAGGUCUUUAUAGUCAAAGGAGAGGAAAACUUGCAUGUUAUGUUCCAAGCUGUUAAGGGUAAUGUGCAGGAUACAGCUGUUAAAAUCAAGGGAAACAUGCAUGACGCUGCAGAGAAAAUGCAAGAUAACAUACACGAAGCUACUGAGAAAAUGCAGGUGAUGCUUAAAUCAACCAAAGAAAACAUGACUGAUGCUGCUGAACGAGUUCAGGUCAUACUAAAAACAGCUAAAGACAAUGUGCAAGAAAGCAUGCAUGAUGCUGCUGACAAAGCUGAGAGGAUCUCAAAGAAAGCAAUCGAAUUAGCACGCUCUGGAUGGUAUCUCCUCUCGCAUUUCGAGCUUCCAGAAUGGCUUCGUGACAAUGACUUUUUAUCACACCAUCACCGACCCCCCAUGCCUUCAUUUAGGUCUUGUUUUAAGAGCAUUUUUAAAAUUCACUCUGAAACUGGAAAUAUCUGGACCCAUUUGAUUGGAUUUGUGGCCUUUAUAUGCGUCAUGUUGUACAUGUUUUUGCGACCAAUCACCAACACCAAUCCAUUUCCAAAAGACUGGCAGGAGAAGCUGGUAUUUGGUGCCUUUUUUGCUGGUGCAAUAUUGUGUUUGGGGUUCUCGUGGCUUUUCCAUACUGUUUACUGCCACUCUGUUACUGUGUCCAAAGUUUUUAGCAGGUGAGGUUUUUUCCACGUAUCUGACUUUCCUUCACAUGUAAAUCAACUUGCAUAUUCUCUGCACAAUUCUCUUAUCUUAUUCAUAUACUGUAUAUAUAUACCUGUGUGGUACUGUAGACCUGGAACAUUUUUUUCUAGGUAGCAAAAUCCAUUUUUCUAAUGAUGUUUAUAUCUGAUCAGGCAGAGCCAUUCCAAGGCCUGGCUUCACAUUGGUUAAACCCAAUGCUAAUAGCACAAGAGCAAUAGGUAUUGCUUAUUUAUGGGCAUUACGUUUGUUACAUGUGAAGUUCAAAGACAGUUUGACUAGGGCAAAAGGAGUAACAAAUUGUUUAUCCUGUUUUUUUCUCUUAUAAGAGGUUAAUUAAAGGGUUAACUUAUUAAUUUGUAAAAAAAAUAGGUUUUUCUUUUUGUAUAAAUUAGAGCAUUAAUUUGUGUACAAUAAUAUGUAUACUUCUGCUCUAGCAGGGGAUAUUCUGUAGAAUGCAGAACACUGAAUGAUUCUGGAGUCUUGGUGUCAGGGUUGGGGAAUUAAGUGAAUCAACUUUCCAGUUAGGGACAUUAUACAGGGCAAAUGGAACAGAAACUUCAUUUACACAAUAAAUUAUCUAACCCUUAUCUGGAUAACACCGUCCACUGAAUAAAUCUCUAUCCACUGGAUAGCGCAAUAUUUAUUGGUUUCCUGAAUACUUAUUCACUGAAGAGUGAUUAUGCAGUAGAUAGCACUAUCCAGGUUUUUAACAACUGGGGCCCAGGGUCAUUGGCUUUUAGUGUUAUCCAAAAUACCCCUGCUGCUUUCACUAUACUCGAGCUUUCAUGUACGGUGUAUCAACAAUAAUUUCUGUAGCUAACACUAAUGUUAUUGAUUUUUUCUUGACAGACUUGAUUACUCAGGAAUUGCUAUGCUGAUCAUGGGUUCGUUUGUUCCUCCUCUUUACUAUGGAUUCUAUUGUUCAAGAGUUCUAAAAAUUGUUUACAUGUCAGUGAUCUGUUCCCUUGGUAUCAUGUGCAUUAUUGUUUCAUUGUGGAGCAAGUUUAACACUCCCAAGUACCGAGUACUCAGAGCAGGUAUGAUCAGGUCAUUUUUUUUAUAUAGAAAACCAUAAAAGAGCAAGAACUGUUAUCCCCUUGGAUUAAAGACUCCCAAUUCAAAAGGGAUAAAAAAUCAAAAUAUGCAAUAGUACUAACACUGAGUGCCACCUUCACUUAUACUGAUCAAAGAUAUCAUAGGUUAUAGAGUGUUCUUUCAGGACUGGGAAUUGGAAAGUUCUCCAGAGACUUCAAAAGAAAGUAAAACUCAAAAUUGCUAAUUAUAAUCUAUUGUCCUUUCACUUAAUAUUGUAUUUUCUUGUCAAUGCCAUAAAGCUUUAUGAAAUCCCCCUUCUAUGAAAGCCCUUUACUUUUAAAAAGCUGAAAUGUUGAAAAAGUGCGCUGGAGGCACAACACAACUGUAGGCAAGAACUUUUUACAUCGCACCUUACUCAAAAUUCAACAAUUUAUUCAUACAUGUCUUUUUCCAUCAGGUUUGUUCCUUACAUUUGGAUGUUCAGGAAUUGUUCCGGCUAUUCAUUUCAUGGCCGCAUAUGGUGUGACCCUUGCUCAUCGCCAGGCUUCUGUUGGCUGGAUGGCUCUUAUGGGAGUCUUGUACAUAGCUGGUGCUAUCAUGUACGCUACCAGGGUUCCAGAAAGAUGGUUUCCUGGCAAAUGUGAUAUCUGGGUAAGCAGCCAGUUUAGCUUCUUAUCUUUC